Molecule: messenger RNA, 1572 nt
Organism: Talaromyces atroroseus
Lineage: Eukaryota; Fungi; Ascomycota; Eurotiomycetes; Eurotiales; Trichocomaceae
Exons: 4
Coding region: 1-1572 (523 amino acids)
Biological process (GO): regulation of transcription by RNA polymerase II
Cellular component (GO): nucleus; SWI/SNF complex
Source: RefSeq, a predicted model, not a curated record
AUGGCUAUGAACGCCCCAAUGCAGCCCAAUUAUCCUCGCGGCUACCCUCAGGCCGCCCAGCGCUCGCCCGCCACACCUCGUCGCGGUGCUCCCAUGCCAGGUCCUGGUGUGCCUAUGCCUCCCCAUCAACAAGUAGUCCAUCCUCAGUAUAUGGCGGCGGCGGCAGCAGCAGCUCACCAACGCAAUAUGCCUCCUGUUAACGAAGCUUCUCUACGCCGCAGCCGGAAGCCCACAGACAAGAAUAUGCCAGAUGGGUUAGAAGACUUUGUUAUUGGAGAUGGGGUGCAGGAAUACAAAAGAUUGCGAGAGAUUGAGAAACGUCUAGACUCAUCUAUGGUGAGAAAGAGACUGGACAUUCAAGACUCGCUCAGUCGGUCAAUGAAGCGCUAUCGAACUCUUCGUAUUUGGAUCUCAAAUACGACCGAGAAUCAAGCAUGGCAGAAGAGCGAACAGAACGGGAAUGGUGGACCGGGAUCCGGGCGCUACAAAGUGCGAAUUGAGGGCAGACUUCUCGAUGACGAUACCGACUCAACGAUCCCCGCCGCGGACAGCGAUGAUGAAGAUGAAGAAACUAACGAAGCUUCUGCAGAGGGAGAAGAUGGCGUAAAGAACCCAAAGAAAUCAAAGGGGCAACAAAAUCAACGACAGAGACUGUCACAAUUUUUCAAAUCAAUUACGAUUGAUUUUGACAAGACGUUCAAUGCGAAAACAGACGAUGUUUCUCCUAUCACUUGGACUAAACCACAACUCCCCGGGAAUGUUGUCUCUUUACCACCCAGCGCUGACUUUGAUUCCAUCCAAUUCUCUCGAGGGGCUCAAGAGAACGUUAACAUCACCAUCAGUCUCGUUAGGGAUGAAGCACCCGAACGACUGAAGGUCAGCAAAGACUUGUCUGACAUAAUUGAUGUUGAAGAGGAAUCGAGGAGCGGCAUCAUCCUCGGUAUCUGGGAUUAUGUCCGAGCUAUGGGUCUUCAAGAAGAUCAAGAAAAGCGCCAAGUCCGCUGCGAUGCUCGGUUGAGAAAGCUUUUUGGCCGCGAUCAAGUGUUCUUUCCUCAAAUCCCUGACGUUAUCGGGAGCCAUACCUCGCCACUCGACCCUAUCAAGCUUCCAUACACGAUUCGAGUUGAUGAGGAGUUCCACAACAACCCAGCACCCACAGUCUACGAUAUCCGCGUAGCAGUCGAUGAUCCACUGCGCCAGAAGAUGCUAGCACUCACCUCAAACCCUCAAUACCCAGCGUCCCUCCGUCAGAUUAGCGUCCUAGACGACCAGCUUGCUCUCAUCAUCCAGGCGCUUAUGCACUCCAAAGCCCGCCAUUCUUUCUACACAGCGCUUAGUAAAGAUCCGGCAAACUUUGUUCGCCGUUGGCUUGGUUCUCAACGCCGAGAUCUUGAAACUAUUCUUGGAGAGGCUGUUCGUGGCGGCGGAGAAGAUGGCAGUGGGCCUGAGUUCAGACGUGGUGGUACUAACAGCGCUUGGAAUGCUCCUGUGGCCCGGGAAGCAGUUCGCUACAUGCUCGCGCGGCCGGAUAGUAGUUUGGGCGCGCAAGAUGUGUGGAUGUACUUUGAUUAA